Thlaspi arvense is the source of this 1724-nucleotide messenger RNA. The record is from the annotation of a GenBank genome assembly. NCBI's taxonomy places the organism in Eukaryota, Viridiplantae, Streptophyta, Magnoliopsida, Brassicales, Brassicaceae.
GCAAAUCUGAAUUCGCUGUGUGAUUAAGGAAAGCUAAGGCAACAAAAGCAAAAGCCAAAACAAAACCAGAGAGUGUUUGAUAUUCGAUGAAAAGAUCGCGAGAAGAUGAGGUUCCAUUUCAAUUAAACUUGCCUCUAACCAAAACUCCGGAAUUUCUCAAAAAGAUUGCAGACAUCAUUAAGCAAGACUAUCCAUGUCCUAAUCAACCAAAGAUGCCUGAUUUCACGGAGAACACAAAGGCCCUAACGCCUCCUGAAACACCUAAGACUCUUGAGAAACCAAAGGCUAUGAACUUCCCAAUCUCCAAGAUCACCAUUGGUGAAUGGACGAGCGUGAUGAUCUUCCCGGAUGAUCUUAAGGCCAAGUUCUAUUUUGCAAAGAAGAAACUUAUGUGGGAGGUUCUCGACAGUGUAGAAACAGAAACACAUGUGGCGAAGCUGAAGAGAAAGAUCGAGAUCCUAUGGACUGAUGUCUUGUCUUUUAGAGCAACUUUUCAUUCACAUGAUGAAACCGGAACGCUCGAAGUCGAGUUGGGGAAACGUCCAACGUUCUUCAUGGAGACGAAUCCACAAGCAGGAAAGCACACUCAAUGGAAACAGAUGGAUCAAGAUUUCACCCAAGACCAGUCUGCUUCUAGAUGCAGGAGACAUACACUUCAUUUUGCUCCUGGAGUUCUGCAAAAGAACUUGGAGAAGCUUGUGUCUGGCGAUAGCUUCUGGUCAAACCUCGCCAAAGUCACUUUCCCAACUCUACCACAAUCGAUUUACUUCGAUAUUGGCUAUGGGAACAGCAACAACAAUAAUAGCAACAGUUCGUCUCCCUACGGCCACGGCCAGACACUUAGCUUCAACGCAAACAAUGGCCUUCUUCAUCACCAUCCUCAAGGAUUUGGUCAUGUGCAACUGGGGGAAGUAAAUUUUGACAUGGCAACUCAGUUCUGCGCUAAUAACGGGAGGCACAUGAACUCAUUUGUUCAAGACAAUCGCCAGAACAAAGCUAUGAAUCAGUUACCUGAGACGCAAGUUAUCCAAUCAUCCUCUCAGCUGAUCAGCACAGGAAGGUACUUUGGCGGGUCACAGUUUAAUAAUCCAAUGAUCCAAGAAGAGCGCCAAAUGAGAAACACAGGUGAGUUGCGUGGAAGUCAAGCAUAUGCACAACCAGUACCCGAGAGACCAACUAACUCGAUGAUAUAUCCGACUGGACCGUAUCCUGAAGGCGUCUUAGCUCAAGCAGGAGAGACAACGAACACUGGGGAGUUGCGUGGAAGUCAAGCAUAUGCACAACCAUUACCCGAGAGACCAAUUAACUCGAUGAUAUAUCCGACUGGACCGUAUCCUGAAGGCGUCCUAGCUCAAGCAGGAGAGACAACGAACACAGGGGAGUUGCGUGGAAGUCAAGCAUAUUCACAACCAUCACUCGAGACAACAAGCAACUCGACGAUAUAUCCGCUUGGACAGUAUAUAAAAGACCUCUUAGCUGACGCAGGUGAGACCCCGAACAUGGAACACACACAUCUGGAUCAGGAUGGUGACUUUCAGACCAGCAACAACAAUGAUUCAAUGCCUCCUGAUUUCUAGAUAUAAUUUUAUAUCUCACUUAAGUUUUAGGUUCCUGUUUCUUACAAAUUUAAACCCAAAAACUGGGGAGAUUGUUCUUUGUCGACCUUUGAUUUUAUGGUGCUUUUUCUCGGAUAAUGUAUUUUUUUUCCUUUUGUCUUACAAAAC